CCUCGAUUGGUUUGUUCUAUUUCGAAAAUCUCAGCUUGGUUAAAUGUGAUUAAAAUUUUAUGUAAAUGAUCUGGUUGUGUUUUGUGUAAUACUCAUUGCCAGCUAUAAUAAUAAUCUCGUAUUUAAAUCGGAGCCCGAUGAAUAUAAAGUGCAUAAUUAAAAUCAAGGUCCAAUUCGUUGAUGUGAAUUAUUCAAUUAUAUACAAGUACUUUCCCAUUGAAUAACCCUGGUCGUGGUAAACAGCUAUUAAUAUUGUGCUGACAAAACUCGUGACAAUCGGUGGACAGGGAGGCGACGGACAGACCGCCACAACAUGUUAAAAGUGUUUCGAAGCAUUAUAAUCGGUGCCCCGGGUUCGGGAAAGGGCACAAUCAGUACCCGUAUUAUACGGGACUUUCGACUCCCGUAUCUGUCCAUCGGUGACCUCUUGCGCGACCACAUCAGCCGCCAGAGCGAAGUGGGCCGCGAGGCCGAGGGCUAUAUCGCUGCCGGCAAACUGGUGCCCGAUCUGGUGGUCAACAAACUGGUGAUCAACGAAUUGGUCCAUCACUACAACGACAAGUCAUUCCUGAUGGACGGCUACCCGCGCACCAUAGCUCAGGCCCGCGAGCUCUGGUCGCACCACUCGCUGAGGCCCAACAGUGUGAUUAACCUUCAGGUGCCCGACGACGAGAUCAUUGAACGCAUAAAACACCGUUGGAUUCACUCGGCGUCCGGCCGUACGUAUCACACGCUCUACAAUCCGCCGAAAGUGGCCGGAGUUGACGACCAGACGGGCGAACCCCUGGUCCAGAGGGAGGACGACAAAGAGCAUGUGGUUAUGCAACGGCUCCUGGAGUACAAAAGGCAGUCCGACGUUAUUAUAGACUAUUUUAGAGAUAAAGGGAUUUUAGAGAACUUUGUCGGCAGAAAAUCCAAUGAAAUCUACCCUAAAGUGGAGCUCUAUUUGAGUCAAUUGAUCGAUAGAUCCGUUCAGUGAUGUCCACACGAAGACACUGUCAAAGGUGAAGACAUUAGAUGGUAUUCGUGACCACAAUAUUUGCUAUUAAAACAAAACAAUCAAUGAUUAAAAUCUCAUUUUUAAUUUGAUAUAAUUUUAUAGUUAAUUAACGCAUAAUUUUGACGAAAUAUAUUAAAUGACAUUUUAUUUUGAAA
Molecule: messenger RNA, 1155 nt
Organism: Medioppia subpectinata
Lineage: Eukaryota; Metazoa; Arthropoda; Arachnida; Sarcoptiformes; Oppiidae
Source: the annotation of a GenBank genome assembly